AUGGCAGGAAGACAGCAGUAUGAGGAUCUUGUCCCCAAAUCUGAAUGGAAAGAUCAGCCUGAGGCCACUAUUCUCACCAUUGAUCUUCCAGGUUUUACAAAGGAGCAAAUAAAGGUAACGUAUGUGCACACCUCAAGGAUGAUAAGAGUCACAGGAGAACGUCCUUUGGGUGAUAGGAGAUGGAGCCGUGUCAACGAAGUGUUCACUGUUCCACAGAAUUGUCUAGUGGAUAAGAUCCAUGGGAGUCUCAAGAACAAUGCCCUCACCAUUACCAUGCCUAAGGAGACUAUUACAAAGACGCCUAACAUUCCAGACACUUCUAAAACUGUGGCUGAGAAGGUGAAGCAGCUAGAGGAGAAGAGGGUGUUGGAAGAAGCUAGAAGGAAAGAAAAAGAGGCUGAGAAGAAAAAGAAGCUUCUGGAAGAGAAAGAAGGUAUACUUAGGAAGCUGCAAGAAGAAGCUAAAGCAAAGGAGUUGGCUGAGGCGAGAAAGAUUCAAGAAGAAGUUAUAGCAAAAGAGGCAGCAAGGAAGCUUCAAGAAGAGGCCAUAGCAAAAGAGAAGCUUCAGGAGAGGAAGCGUGUGGAAGAAGCUUCACUAGAGUAUGUGGAUGAAUCUGUAGGAAAAAGGAAGAUAAUAAAGCCGUUGCUUCCAGAAGUAGACUAUACAAAACCCAUCUCCGGUUCUGGGACCAAACCUGUGUCUGAAAGAGCAAGAGAGGUCGUGAAACCAGCAGAAGAGAAACUAGGUUACUUGGUUGAGAAGGAAAAGAAAAUAGAGAAAGGGAUGAUGGAGAAAAGAAGAGGAAAAGAGAUAACAAGAGAAGAUAAGAAGUUGAUGAUGAAUACAGGAGUAGCUGCUCUUGUUAUCUUUGCUCUUGGAGCUUACGUUUCUUAUACCUUUUGCUCAUCAUCUUCUUCUUCAUCACCUCCUAGCAAACCAGAAUGAUGAAGAACAAAGUUGUGUGAAAGGAGUGCUUUUAUAAUUUGUAGCUGUAAUAUAUUCCAAAAAUACAAUAAAGUUUGGUGAUAUAAUAUGCUAAAACAUAAAUUAAUUUUCUAAUCAUAUUAUCAAGAAAU
Molecule: messenger RNA, 1076 nt
Organism: Eruca vesicaria subsp. sativa (arugula)
Lineage: Eukaryota; Viridiplantae; Streptophyta; Magnoliopsida; Brassicales; Brassicaceae
Source: the annotation of a GenBank genome assembly